CGGCGAGGCUGUUUCCCGGCGCGGUCGUCUCCGUGUCGGUUGCCCUCUUGUCCCGCCAGCCCAACGCAUCCACGAAUCUGAGCAGGCCCGAGCAGCGGAAUCCAAACAACCCGAAAUGAAGAAGAAGGUGCUUUUGAUGGGCAAGAGCGGCGCGGGCAAGACGUCCAUGCGCUCGAUCAUCUUUGCAAACUACAUAGCCAAGGAUACCAGGCGUCUUGGCGCAACCAUCGACGUCGAGCACUCGCAUGUGCGGUUUCUGGGCAACCUGGUGCUGAACCUGUGGGACUGCGGAGGCCAAGAUGUCUUUAUGGAAAACUACAUCAACUCGCAGCGCGAACAGAUCUUCCGAAACGUCGAGGUCCUGAUCUAUGUGUUUGACGUCGAGUCGCGCGAAUACGAAAAGGACGUGCGCUACUACCAGAACUGUCUCGAGGCCAUCAAUCGGUUCUCGAGAGACGCCCGCAUCUUCUGCUUGAUCCACAAGAUGGAUCUUGUCCAGGAGGAUAAGCGGGAACAGACAUUCCGUGAACGAGAGCAAGACCUGUUGCGCCGCUCGCAUCCGAUGCCGAUCAUGGCCUUCAAGACAUCGAUUUGGGACGAGACACUGUACAAGGCUUGGUCGUCGAUUGUGUACUCGCUUGUCCCGAACGUCCAGCUGCUCGAGAACCAAAUCGAAAACUUUUGCCGGGUCUGCGAGGGAGACGAGGUUGUGCUUUUCGAGCGCGCGACCUUCCUGGUCAUCUCGCACUACACACAGGUCACGCACUCGGACCCACAUCGAUUCGAAAAGAUAUCCAACAUCAUCAAGCAGUUCAAACUGAGCUGCAGCAAAUCCCAGUCGCAGUUCCAAUCCAUGGAGAUCCGCACGCCGAGCUUUGCCGCAUACAUCGACGUGCUGACCAACAACACAUACAUCAUGAUCAUCGUCUCGGAUCCCAGCAUCCAACCCGCUGCCACGCUGAUGAACAUCAAAGCUGCCCGAGCUCAUUUUGAGACGAUCGAGACGGGACGGCUGCAGUGAGGCUCUCCCCACACCCGCCACAAAGACGACGCAAGAGAAAGGCCGGGACGGAGGCGUCUUGCAUAUGACCCUGGGGUGGCGAGAGUCGGGGCACGAUUGCUGGCCAAGAACCAGUGCGUCGAGGACUUGCUUGGGAAGGCGGCGGCGACUUGGCCUCUGCCAAAGCGCACCUGACAUCAAGAGGGAAAAAAGAUGUCCAAGCCGAGGGACAAUGCUGUGCAGAUGGAUGAUCUCCAUUGCAUUUGGGGGGGGGAGUGCUGUUCUGCCUCAACCGCAAAUACACAACAGCACUGUGGGUUUGGCUGGACGAACGAA
Messenger RNA from Polychytrium aggregatum, 1336 nucleotides. Its product is annotated as Gtr1/RagA G protein conserved region-domain-containing protein. Gene Ontology annotation, biological process: regulation of autophagy; cellular response to starvation; positive regulation of TOR signaling. The transcript has 8 exons. Gene Ontology annotation, cellular component: Gtr1-Gtr2 GTPase complex; fungal-type vacuole membrane; nucleus. The coding region runs from base 116 to 1021 and encodes 301 amino acids. Gene Ontology annotation, molecular function: GTPase activity; GTP binding. Lineage: Eukaryota; Fungi; Chytridiomycota; Chytridiomycetes; Polychytriales. The record is from RefSeq and is a predicted model, not a curated record.